CAAAGGCAAAUUUUGCCAUUCACUCCACAAAGGCAACUUUGACUAUCGAGAGAGUAGCAGCAAAGAAGAAAGAGAGGAACAAGCAAAGCGAAGAAAAGCCAGCAAGCAAGCGAGGGAAAGGACAACGCAGACAAGGAACAGCAGAGACCAGCAACGGAGAGAAGACACAAGACACCAUCGUCAUCAACAUGGGAGGUGCAACGAGCGUGUUGGCUGGUGCGGCGCAGGAGCUGUCCUCGCGCGUGGAUGUGAUUGAGAUGCAGGAUGAGGCCUUCUGGUCCAAGUUCUGGCCCACAGAGGAGGCCAUCACAAACGAAGAGCUGUACAAGGCAUUCACGUCUGAUGCGCUGCGGGAAGUGCGGUCCAAGUGUCCCAAGAACCUUGCAACGCUGAUUCGCCGCGCAGUUGUCACGCUGGCGGCGCACACGCGACAGGGCGCUGUGGCAAGCCAGGAAGCAAAAGUCCAAGUGGGCAACAUCGUGCGGCUGUUGACCCGCGUGCUUCCCAUCAUGUUCGAGGACCCGUCGUGGGAAGACUUCUGGCUCACCGCCACCCCCAUUGGCGUCGCCGUUUCUCUGCCGGAAGGGUCGAUUGAGGACGGGUAUGUGAAAGGAUGCCCCGACAACGUGAAGCAGGAGGCAAUUCUGCAGCGGCAAGCGGACCUGGAGGUGGCCGAGAUGCCGACCAACCCGCCACCGGCCCUCUUUGAGACCCUCCUCAUGGCCGUCCUGGAUCUGAUGUUCGCACCAGGGUACAGCGUCCUCAAGAACGUGCGGUCGCUGUCGUUUGGCUCAACAUAUCCUGUCGCCUGCCGUCCACUCGCCGCCAUCCACGCCCUCGACCUCACCUGGUACACGGGCGUUGAGGCGAAGGCAGCGUCGGCAGAGCGGCCCAAGUUUGUGCAGCGGCGGUGCGAUCUGCUGCGUCUGCUGCUGGCGUGCUUCUCCCGCCCGCUGUAUCACCACCACCACAGCCUGGAUGUGCGUGCCGACCCCUGGCUCACCUUUGUCGCAGGCGGGUCGCACCGCAACACGCUUGUGAUUGUGCGCUCGCUGCUGAAUGCGCUGUGCUCGUACGAUCCAAUUGGCUACGGCUUGCCCUACAAUUACGUCAUGAUGCCGGACGACGACCGCGACAAGCUUGCACAGCUGAGCGGGGAGGUGCUGUGUCUGCUGCUCGACUUUGUGCCAUAUCCGCAGCCGUCUGAUCCCGAGGGCGCCCCGCACGGCAGCAACGUCUUCAUCGACUGGAUCGCCUCCCUCAAGAGCGAGGAGGACUUUGAUUUUGUGGCGGACAACAUCGCCCGUCUGCUCAACAAUCCCCUGCAGGGCUCAUAUCUCCCCGCCUCCUUCAAGGCCGUCGAUAUGCACCACGAGCUGAUCACUCUGUUCUGGCGCAUCUGCGAAACCAACAAGGCCUUUGUGUCUCGCAUCCUCCGCACCGGCAAGGUGCUCGAUGUGCUGCUGCCUGUUCUCUACCGGCUCAACGACAACAAAGACGUGCCAGGCCAAAUUGGGCUGGUGCACAUCUGCGUGUACACGCUGCUGCUGCUGAGCGGCCAGCGCAACUUCUCCGUCCGCCUCAACAAGGAGUGGGAUGCGAGUGUGCGGUUUGAAGGGAUCCCCUUCAGCAACGGCAACUACGCCGAUCUCAUGAUUAUGGUCCUUCACGCCGUCCUCACAACGAACAACCGUCGCCUGACGUCCCUCUACGAGCUCAUUCUCACCAUUGUCGUCAACAUUUCGCCGUUUGUAAAGCGGCUGUCGCUGCAGUCUGCCAACAAGCUCGUGCAUCUCUUCCAGGUGUUUUCGUCGCGCAAGUACAUCUUCGCCAGCGAACCAAACCACCGGCUCGUCUUCUUCCUGCUCGAGGCGUUCAACAACCUGAUCCAGUACCAGUUUGAGGGCAACCAGCACCUGGUGUACUGCAUCAUCCGACGGCGGUCCCUCUUCUUCGACCUCUCAGCUCUCACGCUUCCACACGACACCGACACCACGCAGCAGCAGCAGGAGGAGGAAGGGGGAGAGGAAGAGGAAGGACAGAACAAUGAGGAUGACGAGAAUGAAGAGGAUGACGAGAAUGAAGAGGAUGACGAGGAGGAGGCCGGCACGCAGGGGACUGGUGAUGCAGGCGAUGAGGAGCAAGGCGCGCAUGGGGAAGAGGAACAGCAGCAGGAGAGUGACCAAGCACAGGCUGCCACUUCCACCGCUACCGCAGCGACUGCAGAGGGUGAUGUGAGCAGCGAAGCGCAGCAGGCAGCGCCGGCUGAUCCAAGAGGCGUCGACCCAUCCCACCCGCUGCCGCCGCAUGCGAAGCACCCAGCUUACCCGCGCGACCAGGCAGCCGAGGCACUGAAUGUGUAUGCGCCGGAGCGGCCCGUGGCGGACGCGACGCCCGCGCAGCAGCGCGCCGUCAUCCAGUCAACACUCAAGCCAUCUGACGCAACCGAGCACUUUACUGUCGCUGACACACAGCAGCAGCAGCAGCAACAUCAGCAGCAGCAGGCAGGCACCUCUGGUGUGCAGGAAACGGCCAUCGUGUCAGCCCGUACCGGCUGGCAGCCGACACAGGACUGGCUUGACUCGUGGUUCCCGCACCUGCCGCUGCAGACGAUCCAGCGACUGCUCAAAGUCCUCGUCCCGCAGGUCGAGCGUCUCUGCUCAGACAAGAGCGUGACGCAUGAGGUUGAGGUGAUUGAGUUCCUCAAGAACGGCACGCUGGUUGGUCUCCUGCCCGUGCCGCAUCCGAUUAUCACGCGGCGGUACCAGGGCAGCGGGCGCUCGUCCAUCUGGUUCACCGCAUUCUUCUGGUCGGUCAUCUUCCUCAAGAACCUUCAGCCGCCGUUCCUCUUUGACACGGAGAUCAGGCUCUUCAACGUCCGUGUCGUGGACUGAUGGCGACACACAGACACAGACACACACAGACACACACAGACACACACACACACACACACACACACACACACACACACACACACACGACAUGGCUCUUCGCUCGCGUCUUGGUCUCGCUUCAUCCGUUAUGCAGUGGUUGUGUGAUUUCAAUGUUCUUCUUGAUCAAGCACGUUGCUUGUGUUGCAAUCAUUUCAAUCAUCGCCACCACCACGACCAUCACCAGACCAGCACACAUAAACACUUAGGAUGCUG
Salpingoeca rosetta is the source of this 3146-nucleotide messenger RNA. RefSeq lists its product as uncharacterized. NCBI's taxonomy places the organism in Eukaryota, Choanoflagellata, Craspedida, Salpingoecidae. The record is from RefSeq and is a predicted model, not a curated record. The coding region runs from base 189 to 2894 and encodes 901 amino acids. The transcript has 21 exons. Gene Ontology annotation, cellular component: Golgi trans cisterna; membrane; Golgi medial cisterna.